Molecule: messenger RNA, 660 nt
Organism: Lachancea lanzarotensis
Lineage: Eukaryota; Fungi; Ascomycota; Saccharomycetes; Saccharomycetales; Saccharomycetaceae
Gene: SAS5
Product: LALA0S10e01816g1_1
Exons: 2
Coding region: 1-660 (219 amino acids)
Biological process (GO): chromatin remodeling; regulation of transcription by RNA polymerase II
Cellular component (GO): Swr1 complex; NuA4 histone acetyltransferase complex
Molecular function (GO): histone binding
Source: RefSeq, a predicted model, not a curated record
AUGGAACUACCUUAUGUUGAGCGAAUAUUACGCAUUAAGACCAGACAAUGGAUCUUGAACCAACAAAGCACAUCAGCUGAACUACCAACAAGAGUAUGGGAAGUUAACCUAUGGAUCUUGGGACCCCAUGGCCAAGAACUACCUGCUAAUAUCUUUGAAAAGUGUACAUACCGACUGCAUCCUACAUUUCCACAACCAAUAUUGACCAUGACAGAACCACCGUUCACUUUGAAGCAGCAUGGAUGGGGUGAGUUUUCAUACCCUAUUCAGUGUACCUUUCUGCACGGAUGCGGAAAAGUCGAAGUUUUGCACGAUCUUUCAUUCGAGGAAAGCAGCUAUCACAGUGACAUCCGGAUCAAAGUGCCCAUUCACGUACCUGGUCUUCGUGAAGUUUUGAAGACAAGUGGAAUCGUACCAUCUGUCCCAGGAACUAAUGGGUUAGCGGUGACUUUAACGGCCGAUUUGGACAAUUGCAUAAAAAAGCUGGUUGCAGGCGACGAAGAACUAGUUACGGAUGUGGUGAAUCUGAUAUUGCAUCAUCCUGGAGUCAUCAGACAGAUAGAAAAACUAGACCUUGCAGAUCAGUUCGUUUUCAAUCUGCAUCAGCUUCCGGAGAAUUUGUUGAAAGAAGUAAUACAUUUCAUCGAUGAAUAUCAAUAG